CUGCCCUGCUGUGGGGUCGGCACAGCGCACCCACGCCGCCGCUCAAAACGCAGAGACGAGGGAAGGGAAAGCACGCCCGAAAUUUCCGAGGUUUGCGCCUCUCGCAGCGCGCAAACACCACCCGGAGCGGCUCGCCGUCGGCGCGGAGGAGGAGACCGGAGGAGGCUACGCGAUGGCGGAAGAGAAUGCUGGAAAGAAAGAGGAGGAGGAAUUUAGCACAGGUCCUCUGUCUGUCCUAAUGAUGAGUGUUAAGAACAACACCCAGGUGCUCAUCAACUGCCGCAACAACAAGAAGCUGCUUGGCCGUGUUCGUGCUUUUGAUCGCCACUGUAACAUGGUGCUUGAGAACGUGCGGGAAAUGUGGACUGAGGUCCCCAAGACCGGCAAGGGCAAGAAGAAGGCUCUUCCUGUGAACAAGGACAGGUUCAUCAGCAAGAUGUUCCUCAGGGGUGACUCAGUCAUCAUCGUGCUGAGAAACCCGAAGUGAGCGUCCAGCAAGCCACCUUGAUCUGGGGUUUGAGGAAGCCAUGUAUCUGUUGAAGACUGUAGCUUAUCUACUUAUGUAUGUUUUUUGGAGGAUUAACUGGUAGUCUGUAACCGCUGCUCAUGUGGGUGGUGGCGCAUUAGCACACGUUUCAUGAGUUUGUUUUGGAGUAUGUACCUGCCAACUGCAGUAUUUUGAUCACGGAAUGCUGCGCUUGCGUUUCUGGUUAUGGAACUUGUGCGACGUCA
This is a messenger RNA of Panicum hallii, 732 nucleotides long. RefSeq names its product small nuclear ribonucleoprotein Sm D2. NCBI's taxonomy places the organism in Eukaryota, Viridiplantae, Streptophyta, Magnoliopsida, Poales, Poaceae. Bases 173 to 487 code for a protein of 104 amino acids. The transcript is spliced from 5 exons. Gene Ontology annotation, cellular component: catalytic step 2 spliceosome; U4/U6 x U5 tri-snRNP complex; U5 snRNP. Gene Ontology annotation, biological process: spliceosomal snRNP assembly; RNA splicing. The record is from RefSeq and is a predicted model, not a curated record. Gene Ontology annotation, molecular function: RNA binding.